AUGUCUUCCGCACUCGCGAAGCUCCAGCAAACUGGAACCGGCAUUGGAAACCACGCGUUGAUCGCGCUGAAGCUUCGCCUUCCGGGGAAGAAAGUGGGGAGCUUAACGGCGGAUACGCACCACCAUGUGAAGCAUCUGUUUGAACAGCGAUUCCUGUACUAUGGGGAUAUGAUCGACUCCACAACUUCCGACUGCGGUAGCGUCAACGAACAGCUUUCCAGCCUGCGGUGUGCGAUGGAGGAGGCUAUUCUCACCAACAGGUACGGAGCUGACUAA
This is a messenger RNA of Closterium sp. Yama58-4, 276 nucleotides long. The record is from the annotation of a GenBank genome assembly. Lineage: Eukaryota; Viridiplantae; Streptophyta; Zygnematophyceae; Desmidiales; Closteriaceae.